Nerophis lumbriciformis (worm pipefish) is the source of this 1572-nucleotide messenger RNA. NCBI's taxonomy places the organism in Eukaryota, Metazoa, Chordata, Actinopteri, Syngnathiformes, Syngnathidae. The record is from RefSeq and is a predicted model, not a curated record.
AUGAGCAUGAGAGCCUCCCCGGGUCCGCAUUUGGGAUCAAAGCCCAACGCUGACGCCAUAGGCGGGACAUUCACUUUGCUUCCCUUGAGCCUCAGGAGGGAGUCCCGUGACUCGCCCUCGGAUGCUCCAGACAAGUUCCGCUGGGCCGAAAAGAUCCCGAGCAGGUCCGAGCGCUCGGAGCAGACUUACAUGAGCGGCGACGUCUCGGAAGUCGUCGAAGCAGACCGGGCCGCCGCCGCCGUGGGGGUUCUGCCCCCUGUCGGACCAAUGGGGGGUGAGGGAACACCGGUGAAAGGCAAAUCCUUCUCCGUGGACAGCAUGGAAAACCCUCAAAUGGCGCCGAACAACAAUACCCCCAAGGAUGCCGACGGCGUCCUCGGCGCCGCAUCCAUCGAAGUGUCGUCCGAGGGCAAGUGGAAGAAUCUCCGCAAGAGCCCCGCCAACCCGCACACGCAGGCAAACUGUCUACGGCAGAUCCUGCUGUUGCAGCUGGACCUGAUUGAGCAGCAACAGCAGCAGCUCCAGUCAAAGGACAAGGAGAUCGAUGACCUCAAAGCAGACAAGGAGACGCUUCUGGCACGUAUCGAGCGCAUGGAGCGGCGCCUGCAGCUUACCAAAAAGGACCCACCGCGUGACAAACGCCUCUUCCAGCCCCUGGAGCCGUGGACCCCAGACAAGGACGACAUGUGGGACCUGGAAGUGGAGGAGAGCCCGCAGCCCAACCCAGUCGCCAUGAUGCCCUUAAAUCGAGGGAGCAAAGGGCAAAAGAGGAAGUCCUGCUUCGGAGAAUCCAAACUUCAGAAGUCACGUGGCAAAACCUCAAAGUUGAGUCCUCACAAGCCAGAAAGUCGGCCGGCGUCCCCGUCUCAACGAGAACUGCGCAGCAAGGAAGCGCCGGAGAAGAGCGCCCCCACCAGGCCGCCCUUCAAAGAGGAAGCGACGGAACUGAGCUGCCAGAUGGAUGACCUCCCCUUCCUGUCAACCACGGAGAUGUACCUGUGCUGCUGGAACCAACCGCCCGUGUCGCCGCUGCGCGAGUCUUCUCCCAAAAAGAAGAACGAGGACGACGAUGAAGAGGAGGAAGCGGCCAAUGCAGCCAACACGCACUCCAUGAUCAACUUCCCUUUCCCAUCUUCGUGCCGCCUCUCCGUUCCGUCGUGGCGGGAAAAUGCCAUUGAGCCGUUGACUGAAGAUUUAAAUUUUGACGCACAAGAGCCGUUGGAUGACAGCGUCUUCCUCAAGCGACACGCAAAGUUGGAACUGGAUGAGAAGAGGAGGAAGAGGUGGGACAUCCAACGGAUCAGAGAGCAACGCAUGUUUCAGCGCUUGCAGCAACGCAUGAACAGGAAGAAAGUCAUACCAGAGUCUGAGCCUGAGCUGUCGUCGUUCUACCCAGAAACUGAAGACGUGGAAGCGAUCAUGAUCACGCCCUUCUUGCCAGUGGUCGCAUUUGGUCGCCCGUUGCCCAAACUCUCACAAGAGAAUUUUGAGCUGCCCUGGCUGGACGAGCGCAGCCGCUGUCGCAUCGAGGUGCCCAAGAAACACACUCCGCACCGGACGUGUCGCAAGUGA